AUGAACUUCUUAGCUAGAAGUCUGGUGAAUGCAGCGAGAUCCUGCUUUACAAGUUCCACUCAAGCCAUCAAACCACAGCUGACUAGGCUAUGUGUGAAUCCUACAACUGCAGGAACUGUACUGAAUACCACUAACUCAUAUAUUGGAAACUUGAUACAAGGCUUCGCACAGAUCAGGCUGAGAACGACACUAAACAGGUUGCACAAACACGGACCGUAUAAGAAGAAGAAGAAGGAAAAGAGUCCUCUGGAUGGAAAACCAUUCGCCAAAGGUGUGGUUUUAAAGACGGUGAUCAGAAAGCCGAAGAAGCCGAAUUCCGCCAAUCGAAAAUGCGUGAUCGUUCGCCUAUCAACCGGCAAGGAAAUGACCGCCUACGUACCGGGUGAGGGACACAAUCUUCAAGAGCAUCAGAUCGUACUGUGCAGAGUGGGGAAGCUUCAAGAUACUCCGGGUGUAAAGAUCAAAUGCGUGCGUGGAAAAUACGAUUUACCUCAUGUGGUCAAAAAACUAACUUAA
Messenger RNA from Habropoda laboriosa, 516 nucleotides. It is a transcript of the gene tko, whose product is annotated as 40S ribosomal protein S12, mitochondrial. Gene Ontology annotation, molecular function: structural constituent of ribosome. Gene Ontology annotation, cellular component: ribosome; small ribosomal subunit. Bases 1 to 516 code for a protein of 171 amino acids. Lineage: Eukaryota; Metazoa; Arthropoda; Insecta; Hymenoptera; Apidae. The transcript is spliced from 5 exons. The record is from RefSeq and is a predicted model, not a curated record. Gene Ontology annotation, biological process: translation.